Messenger RNA from Aspergillus oryzae RIB40, 1365 nucleotides. RefSeq lists its product as uncharacterized. Lineage: Eukaryota; Fungi; Ascomycota; Eurotiomycetes; Eurotiales; Aspergillaceae. Gene Ontology annotation, molecular function: protein binding. The record is from RefSeq and is a predicted model, not a curated record. The coding region runs from base 1 to 1365 and encodes 454 amino acids. The transcript has a single exon.
AUGGCCACACCCACGAAUGGCUCCUUUUUAUCCGCCGUAACCACCAUUGCGAACACAUAUCUGUCCCGCGGCCAGACGGACGAAUCAUCGCGCUUGUUUUCCGCACUCGCCAAUCUGCGCGAGGCCGCGAACGAUGACGCCAUCGCGACCGCACACACAUUCGGCCUUCUCGUCGUGACCUUCCUGGAAAAUGGACAGUGGAAGGCAGCCGCGGACAUUGGGACACUCGUCGUCGAUGCAAGGGUUGCCCUGCUCGGUUCGGAGAAUCCUUCCACCCUGACCGCGAUGAGUAAUCUUGCGGCCGCGUACUGGGGCCAGGGUCGGUGGUCGGAAGCCGCGGAACUGGGGCGAAGAGUGACUGAGAUUCGGACUCGAGUACUGGGCGAGGAGCAUCCACAGACGUUGAAUUCCAUGUCGAAUUUGGCGUCCACGUAUGCGAAACAGGGUCGCUUUAUGGAGGCAGAGGCGAUUGGAUUGCGACUGUUGGAGGUUCAGGGACGGACGCGGGGAGACGGCGAUCCGUCCACAUUGAGUUCCAUCGGGAAUUUGGCGACCACAUAUACCGGCCUGGGGCGGUACGAUGACGCGGAGCGAUGGGAGCGACGGGUGGUGGAGCGGUCCGAGAUGCUCUUCGGCGAGUCGCACACGUCUACGUUGACGUGGAAGUCGAAUUUGGGUGUUACGUUCCGGGAACAGGGGAAGUUGGAGGAGGCGGUACGGCUUCAGUCGACGGUGCUGGACACCUGCUCGGCUUGUUUAGGGAGCAAGCAUCCCCUGACUCUAAGCUCCAUGGCGAAUCUGGCGACCACAUAUCGCGACAUGCAGCGGUUGAAGGAGGCAGAGGAGUUGGAGGUGAAGGUCGUGGACGGUAGUAAAGCAGUGCUAGGGGAGCAUCAUCCAGAGACGCUGGUGGCGGUGGGCAAUCUCGCCCUCACGUAUCGGUGUCAGGGGCGGCUUGGGGAUGCGGCGCGACUGGGGGCAAGGGCCAUGGCGUCUAUGAAGACAAGUCUUGGAGAGGAGCAUCCGUAUACUUUGACAGCGAUGGCAAACUUGGCGUUGACAUAUCAGCUGGAAGGUAGAUCGCCUCAAGCGGAACGGAUGACCUUCCAGGUGCUGCAGUUGAUGCAGAGGUCCCUUGGCGAAGCGCAUCCCCAUACGCUGACCACAAUGGCGAAUCUCGGUGCCAUCUACCAGUCCCAAGGGAGAUGGGACGAUGCAGAGAAAGUGGCGGAACAGACCGUCCGCGGUAGAGAGAUGGUCCUCGGGAAGGAACAUCCGGAUACGCUGGCCUCGAUGGAGGACUUGAUGCGGGUAUACCGCGUCUUGGCCGCCGAUCGGACGAUGCAACGCGCUGCCAUGAGAUAG